Messenger RNA from Frieseomelitta varia, 2006 nucleotides. RefSeq names its product sodium/potassium-transporting ATPase subunit beta-2-like. The record is from RefSeq and is a predicted model, not a curated record. The transcript has 6 exons. Gene Ontology annotation, cellular component: sodium:potassium-exchanging ATPase complex. The coding region runs from base 630 to 1598 and encodes 322 amino acids. Gene Ontology annotation, molecular function: ATPase activator activity. Lineage: Eukaryota; Metazoa; Arthropoda; Insecta; Hymenoptera; Apidae. Gene Ontology annotation, biological process: sodium ion export across plasma membrane; intracellular potassium ion homeostasis; intracellular sodium ion homeostasis.
AAAACCAAACGUUCCGAAAACGUUCGUGAAGAGGACGUGUACACGAAAGCUCGAAAAUUCAAAUCGUAGGCUCGGUAAAAUCGUAGAAAAAAUUCCCAUGAGAGUCUAGCGCUUCAGGCUAGAUCCACCACACCAUAAAGUCCAACACAUCGGCGACGAUGGAUAACAACUACCAGGACGAUCCUCGUGUACGUGCACGAUCAGACACGUCAUGGCAAUGGACGGUUUGAUGACGAUAGUGGGGGGCCUGAGUAGGGGCAGAGAGAAAGAGAAAGUCGCAAGGAGCAACAAUAGCGGAGAACGAGACAGAGGAGAGGCCUGGCACAGGCAGAAGUGUGUUUAGUCAACCUGGUGGCGCUGGACGACCAACUGUCGGCGGCGGAGAAACUGUUGGCCCGACUUUGAGGAACUCACGGUUUCGGUGUGCAACCGAGUCCAACUGUCCGGAGUGUGCUGGUCGGUCGUGUUUGUUCCACGUUUAACUGUCGAUUGUUGGUGCGUUUCGCCGUGCCCACGGAAAUCCGAGAGCAGGAGGAGAGAUACCACCAGAGGAUCUCCGAGUACGUGACCAGUGAAUAAAUUACGUAAAACUAAAGCGAGAAUCACUCUCCACUUGGGAACGUUUGAGAAUGGUUAGCAAGGAUUCGAAAAUGGUCACGCCGGAGAUGGCCAAUCCCUAUCUGAAGCCGCCGAGCAUAUCGACCAGCCAGUCUCUGAAAAAUUUUUUUUACAAUCGCGAGACCGGCGCGGUUUUAGGCAGAACAGCCAGUAGCUGGGGGAAAAUAGGAUUGUUCUAUUUGAUAUUCUACGGUGUACUGGCCGCGCUGGUUGCAAUCUGCUUCUGGGGUUUCUUCCAAACGUUAGAUCCAAGGAUACCGAGGUGGCAAUUAGAACGUUCAAUAAUCGGAACAAAUCCUGGGCUAGGAUUUAGGCCACAGCCGCCGCUAGACAACGUAGAAAGUACCCUAAUCUGGUACAGGGGAACUGAUAGCGAGAACUUCAAAUUCUGGGUCAAUUCUCUAGAAUCGUUUCUGAAAGAUUACAUAACGCCAGGUUCAGUUCCCGGUCUUGGUGCGAACAUAAAUAAAUGCGACUACAAUCAGCCGCCUCCUCCUGGCAAAGUUUGCGACGUUGAUGUUAAAAACUGGUAUCCUUGCACGAAAGAAAACAAGUACAAUUAUCAUAAAUCCGCUCCGUGUAUAUUUUUGAAACUUAACAAGAUAUACGGUUGGAAGCCGGAGUUCUACAAUGAUACAAACACGUUGCCACAAGCCAUGCCGAUCGAUCUCAAGGAGCAUAUCACCGGGUUAAAGAAUACUCACCAGUUGAACACAAUCUGGAUAUCCUGCGAAGGGGAGAAUCCUGCAGAUCAGGAAAACAUAGGACCAAUCGAAUAUAUUCCACGAAGAGGAUUUCCCGGUUAUUUCUAUCCGUUUGAAAAUUCCGAGGGCUACCUCAGUCCUUUGGUAGCUGUUCACUUCGUCCGACCUCGCACUGGAAUUUUAAUAAACGUAGAGUGCAGGGCGUGGGCGAGAAACAUAAAACACAACCGCAACGACAAAAUGGGUGUAGUCCAUUUUGAAUUGAUGAUAGAUUAACGUCGUCUAUGUACAUUUCUCUCUGACUUCUCCUUUGUUAGCGUACAGAAAUGCAAUGCGAAUCUCAUAUUUUCUCAUUCUUCCACAUAGCUGAACCAUUUUCUUGAAACGGCUCGCGAGGCCGUCAGAAAUCGAUGACCGCUGCCAAAGUGUGGAAGGGACAUUUGUCAAGUACAAAGAGCUGGAAGGAUUUUUUAUGUUUGUAGCAUGAAAAGUCUAAUUUCUAUGAAAUUUAUACGUACCGAGAAAAAAUAUGAAAUUCCAAAUUGUUCUACGAUUUUAUAUUUUUCGUUCGGUUUUUGUAGGAUAAAGAAUGUAUGAAGAAAAUCAUACGGUUAAAGUGUUUACUUCGUCCAGUACAGUAUGUAGUUACAAAGAGGAAACAAGUAUAUAUUUAUCAUAUGUGAA